AUGACAGUUUGCUUCGCUGCUGGUAACGACGGAGAUGAGCCUACUCGUCUUGGCCACAUUGGUGCACAAGCAGCGGCCAAGAACUGCAUCGCUGUUGGAUCAUGCGAUAAUCAGCGCAAAGCCAAGGACAAAAUGUUCGAGGCCUUCGACGCCGAUGGAGUUGUCGAGGGCAAUCCCAAUAACAUCUCCCAUUUCAGUAGUCGUGGGCCAACACUAGAGAGACGUAUCAAACCUGAUGUCGUAGCUCCAGGUGCCAUGAUUCUGUCGGCAAUGUCGAGAGAUGCAAAGCCGGAUGACAGAUUCGGUCGUUCAAGUGACCCUGCGUGGAUGUUUCUUUCGGGCACUAGCAUGGCUACUCCGCUUGUCGCAGGCUGUGUUGCCGUUCUCCGCGAGACACUGCAAAAGGACGGUGUAGCCUCUCCAAGUGCCGCUCUGCUCAAAGCUUUGCUUGUCAACGGUGCUGUUAACACGGGCAAGAAAGCUGAAGCCCAGGGCUUCGGCCGCGUUGACCUCGCCAACUCCAUCAUCCUCAAAGGCAUAACUACCAACAAGGGCUACCUUGAGGGGGAGCUUGUCGAUAAUGAUGACGAAGAUGAGUUUAUUAAAACACUCAACCUUGGAGACCUUCUCAUGCCUGAUGGGCCAGACUCGGAAACUGUUACAUUAAAGGUCACUAUGGUGUACUCCGAUCUUCCUGGUGCUGCUCUGCAGAACAACAUCAAUCUUCAGGUUGCUGUUGGUGAUGCGCCGAGUAGAUUCGGAAACUUAGGUGAUAGACCUGAUGAUGUGAGCAACGUGGAGCAGGUUAUUUGGAGUGGUAUACCUGCUGAGAGGGACACUAAGAUCACGCUUAGUGUCACUGAGCCGAGGACUCUGCUUGGGCAUAAGCAAGCUUUUGCUCUGGUUUGGAGUGUGAUUUGA
Molecule: messenger RNA, 921 nt
Organism: Fusarium musae
Lineage: Eukaryota; Fungi; Ascomycota; Sordariomycetes; Hypocreales; Nectriaceae
Exons: 1
Coding region: 1-921 (306 amino acids)
Biological process (GO): proteolysis
Molecular function (GO): serine-type endopeptidase activity
Source: RefSeq, a predicted model, not a curated record